AUGUCUCUGCUCCAGAUCUAUCCCGACUUGGGUGGCUCCCCUGAUCUGCGAAUUGCGUCUCCAAUAGUCGAGAAGGUAGAUAUCAUCAUCGUUCCAGGACUGAAGCCCUCGCGAAAACCGGUGACAGGUUCGGGCUACCGAGAUGACCUUACCCAAGCCUUUAUCGAUGGCCUCCUCCCUAUUGACUUCCCAAAUUCAAGAGUACUUUUCUUCGACUUUGAUCCUCAGUCGGCUUUUCGGUCUGGUUUUACGGAAAACGGAUUGGCAACUGUGACCCUACACCUCCUUCAACAUGCUAUCAAACUAAGACGAAAAGAUCCUUUGCGGCCAAUAAUUUUCAUCGCACAUGGUUUGGGCGGAAUACUCGUCAAGAGUGCCUUGCUUCGUGCAGCACUAGACUCGAGGUUCAAGACAAUUAGAAGGGCAACUAAAGGAAUCGCCUUCUUUGGAACACCUCAUCGGGCAAAAUCUCCCGACGCAACCUUGGAGACUCUAGUGUCGGACUUUGCGUCGCAGCUAAGAGUUCCUGUCUUUUUACGGGCAAUCGUCAUCUCUAGUGAUAGCGCAACUCUCGGGCUACCCGAAGAGCAAGAGUCAAUCAUUGCUCUGCCAUCAUCACAGCAUGACUUCUGGGCGUUUACAAGCUCGAGUGACCCAAACUAUUGCAUCUUCCGCAAUAAAUUAGCGUGGCUACUGGGAUGGAUCGCGCAGUCAGAUCCUGUUCGAUACAGUCUCGAAUUCCAAGACCUAAAAUGGCUACGACACUUACUACCCCCGGGUCUCAAAUCGAGAGAGCAUCUCAUCCAAGAGCCCGUCGAGGGCACAUGCAAGUGGAUUUGGUCGCAUCCAUCCUUCGACUCCUGGCUGCAUGCCGAUAAGAGCACAACGCUAUGGUUAACAGGAAAGCCAGGCAGCGGCAAAUCAACAUUGUUGAGAUAUGUAUCAGACUAUCUCUGCGACUUUUCUGAUGAGACUCCGUAUGAGCCUCUUGCUGUCGCUCGUCGUUCCUUCGCUGUCGCGAACUUCUUCUGCGAUUUUUCGGCUCCUCCAAAGUCGUCGGAAAUUAUUCUACGCUCCCUUCUGCACCAAGUUCUCACAGUACAACCGUCUCUGCUUCGUUACCUUACCCCAGUGGUCAAAAGGAGACGCCAAUGGUCUACCGGCACUGAGUUCAGUCUGGUCACCGCGCUGAGGGAAAUCUCAAAGCACAGAGGCAUCGUCUGCGUGAUAGACGCGCUGGACGAGUGUGACGAUGGUGUACGCACCAGUCUUCUUGAUUCAUUGGCAGACCACCUGGUCUCUCCUUCUGAAGAGUCUUGGAAAUCUCCUUGCGCGCUCGGCGGCAGUUGCCCUUGUCGCACGUCUUCUCCGCAGUUGAAGAUUAUCCUAUCUUCUCGACCGAAUCUCUCAAUACGCAAUCAUGAGAACCCCAAUGCCCAACAUCUCAGCCUCUCUACAGGAGUAGCUGCAUCAAGUUUGGCAAAGGACUUCCAAGCAGUCAUCAAAUCCAGCUUUCCUCUUCUCGGAUUCAAUGAUGAAAGGCUUGAAGCUCUUCUUCCCAUUGCGCGUCAUCUGAUUCGAGUUGAAAAUGCUGCCGGUGUCUUCCUUUGGACAAAACUUGCCCUGAAGUCACUGCAGUUCCUGGAAACGCGAACCAGCGAGAAUCUGUUGAACAGCCUGGCAAACCUUCCGACCAAUUUGAACGACAUGUACUCGUCGAUUCUGUCUUCUAUCAACAAGAAGAAGUCUGAAGAGAAGUCAUACAUCCUGAAAUGUUUGGAUUGGGUCAUCUUUGCUCGGAGGCCUUUGCGAGUUGAGGAGCUCGCUGCCGCUAUUGCUUUCGAAACCAAGAACAGCUAUCAGCAUGGAAGCCCAACCUCAAUCUACCCACACAGCUUCCUAGAUCUUGGCUACAAAUUCAGCCGCAGGUCUGCCACAAUUCGCUUCUCCCAAGUGCCUCUCAUCGAAAUCAAAGGCUCUACGCAACACAAUGGAACUACCAUGACAAAGCUUCAGGUCAAUCUCAAAAAAGGUAUCGUGCUUUCUUUCCUUGGCAAGGAAACCGAGAUCGCGAAUCUUCUUCGACGAAAUUACAUGAAGGCCGAUGAGUGUACCCCUAAGGGAGAGGAAUGGACGCCGCUGAUGGCCGCAUCGUGGAGUGGGCAUGAGUCUGUGGUUCAGCUUCUCCUCCAGCAACAUAUUGACUACGCUACACAUCCGGAUCAUUCCUCCCGGGCCCUAACGCACGCAAUCGAGCGGGGACACACGCUCAUUGCUCAGGAAAUCACGAUGGCUUUUGCUCAGCCAACAGCGGGAACAUCUCUAUCGCUCCAGGUUCUGUCUCAUGGGGCGGACUCUCCUCUGGCAACUGCCGCACGGCAUGGUCACUCGGAAAUAGUUUCAUUGCUCCUUAAUACCGGAGUUUCUGUCAACUCUCACUGGUCCUUGCCGGAUAGAGAAUCAAAGCUCAGGAAUCUGGGUUCUGUGCACUAUGAAUGGCUGGGUGAGAUCACGCCGCUGGCACUUGCCGUAAGCCAGAAUGACAUGGAUAUGAUAGAGGUUCUCAACGCAUCAGGCGUCAGUUUCAAAGACUACGACUAUUUGAGCCUCGCUGCUAGUACGGCGAAAAGAGGCGAAGACGAAAUCGCGCGACACCUUGUCUCCCUCGGAUGUCCUGUCAAUGAGAGAAAUCAACUUGGGGAGACUGCCGCGGAUAUUGUGGCGCUUCAAGGCAACGCUGCUUGGCUUCAACAACUUCUCGAUUCCGGAUCCUAUCCAAGCAAUUUUACAUGGAGGAACGCGCUAAAGAGCGGCAGCAUCGACACCUUGCUCGUCUUGAUCAAGGCCUGUCGGGAGGAAAUCGAGCUCUCGCCAAAGCCCGUUGAAGUGUACCACCAUUACCUCAUAUGUGGAGAUGUUCCCCUUUGUUACAGUCAAGCUGUAGCCUAUCUCAGGUCCAAACGCAUUAUGGAUCACCGCAGUAUCCAGAUCGAAGUCGAUCGCAAUCCCACCCUCGUUGACUCCGACAAUAAUACGGUCAUGAACCACCCCAAUCGUGAGAGCAACUCGCCGUUGCGGGGACCAGCGUCCGGCACCAGCGGCCGAGGUCAGGACCAGCCGCGCGGCUUGGGUUCAACUCCCAGCAACUCUCGUAGACGCCCUAUUCCCGAGCGUCAAAGAAAUGUGACGGGCUCAAGAACUCCCAGGUCUCUCUUGACUGAUGGCCUCGAGGAAAAGAUCCCCGAUAAGAAGAGACCCAACCCUGACGAAUCGGAUUCAGACAGCAAAGUGAAAGGUCGUUUUGUUGUCAUCAAACCUGGGUCCUUCCCCCAUGAUCAUGUCGAAGUCCGAGCAACAACCACCGACUCGAGCUUCUUCGACGACUUGCAGAUGAAGUACUGCAUUCGGCGAAGCAAGUUCAAGACCUAUUUUUCUAUCCACCGGUUCCAUCAUUGGGGAUUCGACAGAUACGAACAUUUCAGAGGCAACUACUGUUCGAUCGCCGACGGCUGCGCAAAGAGCACCCUGCUACCCGAAGCACCGUUAGAUCAGGACUACGAUUUCAAACGACUGGCCAACGAUAUGCCGCCGAUAUCCCAGCCGAUAUUCUACAGCCACUGCUACGACUGUAAACCCGACUGCUCUCGAAUCAGAAUGCUGCACAGCUGUACGAAUCCAACAGCGGGGAAGCUGGACGAGGAAUGUGCCCCGGAGUACAGCAUGCGCGUGGCCGAGCUUUUGUCACGGGUACCCAAACGAUUCCUAGAGUGGCAGCCGAGAAAUCUGGACCACGAGGUGGCAUACGGGCUGUCUUCGUUUGAGCUACCGAACGUAUGGGGCUUCGUCAUGUACUCUAUUCUUUGUUUCAUAUUACCAGCGGCACUGUUUUGGAUUUUCUGGUUGUCGAUCAUGGGACACGAGGCCGAUUUGCAGAAUGCUAGUGUACCGGCAACACUAGGCGCUGUUUUUUGGGUCAUACUUUACCAGAGCACGGCGGGGAAGCGAUGGUGUCAAAAGAUGCAGUAUUAG
Messenger RNA from Colletotrichum orchidophilum, 4029 nucleotides. RefSeq lists its product as uncharacterized. NCBI's taxonomy places the organism in Eukaryota, Fungi, Ascomycota, Sordariomycetes, Glomerellales, Glomerellaceae. The record is from RefSeq and is a predicted model, not a curated record. The transcript has 11 exons. Bases 1 to 4029 code for a protein of 1342 amino acids. Gene Ontology annotation, molecular function: protein binding.